UUUAUGACUGGCCUAGAGGUGCCGACUGGGUCUAUAGUGAUUCGGAUGGGUAGGCUGAGUGUCAAGCUCUCAGCGAUACCCCUCAGUGAAACCCAAGCAGAUUCCAUAGAAAAAGGAAGCAGGUGUUUCUGUGAAGAUAAUUUGGCCAACGUGAACAUAAUCGCUAACCCCACCACCAUGACAUUUGAAGACAUUCUAGUGAAGAUCAAUGGGUUUGGCAGGUUCCAAGUCAUGAUAGUGCUCAUUCAGUGUGUAUCACGUGUCACCCUGCCUGCCCACUUCCUGUUGAACAAUUUUAUCGCGGCCGUGCCACCUCAUCACUGCGCUGUUGACUGGCUCGCCGUCAACGCGUUUAGGAACCUUACUGCGCAGCAAACGCAGACCGUCAGUAUCCCAUUGGAAGCAGAUGGAGAACCCUCUUCCUGUCUGAUGUUCUCCGAGCCCCACUUUCACCUGUUGUACAACAACUCCUCCGAGAUCAACACCACCGAUCUUCCUGCUGAGCCGUGUCAGAAUGGAUGGGUGUUUGACAACAGCACGUUCAAAAGCACUCUGGCCACAGAGUGGGAUUUGGUAUGCCAAGACAAGGGGAUGAACCAGGUCACAGCCACCGUCUUCUUUAUUGGUGUGAUGAUGGGAGCGCCAGUCUUUGGUCUCCUUAGUGACAGGUUUGGCAGGAGGCCUGUGCUGCUGGUUGCCUACCUAUCCACCUUGAUCUUCUCGACAGCCUCUGCAUUUUCCCUUUCCUACAUCAUGUACAUGGUCAUGCGACUCCUCACUGGAUUCACCCUUUCUGGGAUCAGCAUCAUCUCUGUUGUGCUAAGUGUGGAGUGGUUUGGCACUGAGCACAGGACGUUUGCUGGCAUCAUCGUGAGUCUGGAUUGUACCGUAGGAAAUCUGCUGCUUGCGGGGGUGGCAUAUCUGGUCAACGACUGGCGCUGGCUGACCAUCGCAGUCACGUCCCCUCUCUUCCUCUCUGUCGCUUUGUGGUGGUGGCUUCCAGAAUCUGCCCGCUGGCUGAUAGCCAAUGGGAAGACUGAACAAGCCCAUGUAUACCUACAAAGAUGUGCUGUGAUGAACAAAUGCAAAGCUGACUUUACACCAGAGACUCUGGCUGAUGCAGUGAUUGGAGACCAACACCGGAAGUACACCAUUGUGGACUUAAUGAGAACUCCCAAUAUCCGUAAAUUGGCCAUUUGUACUGGAAUAGUGUGGUUCGGUGUGGCCUUUACCUAUUAUGGGAUCAGUCUGAAUAUGACUGGGUUUGGCCAGAGUAUUUACCUGAAGCAGUUCAUCUACGCAUCCAUUGAGGUGCCGGGGAAGAUUGGUGUAUUCUACCUCGUGAAGAUGAUUGGGCGGAGGCCUGUUGAGGUGGGGACUCUACUUCUCACCGGGGCCUGCCUCCUCAUCAACAUAUUUGUGCCCCAAGGUCUGUGGGUAGUUCGCACUGUGGUGGGUGUGUUGGGAAAAGGUCUGUCUGAAGCUGCCUUCACCAUCCUUUUCCUGUACACAACAGAGCUCUACCCUACUGUCGUCAGACAGACCGGCAUUGGAUACACCUCCUUCCUCGCACGGAUGGGUGUAGCGGUGGCCCCUUUGGUCAUCCUGCUAGAGGAUGUCUGGAAGCUUCUCCCCAGUAUCGUGUUUUGUGCUGUCUCUGUCCUUGCCGGUCUCGUCACAUGUCUUCUGCCAGAGACCAGGGAUGUUCCUCUGCCUGAAUUCAUUGAUGACAUUGAGGAAACGAGGUAUUGUUGUGCUGUGCAAAAAAAAUAAAUAAAUCAAUGGUACAU
Messenger RNA from Engraulis encrasicolus (European anchovy), 1790 nucleotides. Its product is annotated as solute carrier family 22 member 7-like. The record is from RefSeq and is a predicted model, not a curated record. Gene Ontology annotation, molecular function: transmembrane transporter activity. Gene Ontology annotation, biological process: transmembrane transport. The coding region runs from base 4 to 1773 and encodes 589 amino acids. Gene Ontology annotation, cellular component: membrane. The transcript has 10 exons. Lineage: Eukaryota; Metazoa; Chordata; Actinopteri; Clupeiformes; Engraulidae.